Messenger RNA from Drosophila persimilis, 2223 nucleotides. RefSeq names its product galectin-8. The transcript has 2 exons. Lineage: Eukaryota; Metazoa; Arthropoda; Insecta; Diptera; Drosophilidae. The record is from RefSeq and is a predicted model, not a curated record. Gene Ontology annotation, molecular function: galactoside binding; carbohydrate binding. Bases 31 to 1242 code for a protein of 403 amino acids.
UAAAAUUUUGCUCGAGUAUGCCUACCCGCCAUGAAUUUUUUACCCGGUGCUACCACCAUUGCCCUGCGACGAGAAAGGGAUGCGAUGUCACUGUUUUAUGAGAAACGCACUGCUGCCAAUCGACGAAAACACUUUAAACUGUUGGAUCCGCCAAGGCCGGGGCUAAGUUUCUUUUUCCACGGACUUAUUCUUAGUGCAUGUGAACAUUUUACCAUCGAUUUCCUCACUAUAAAAGGAAAAGAAAAUUGCGAUCACUGCGAUGUGUUGCUGCAACUCGGUGCACGACUACCUCAAAACUAUAUUGUGCGCAACUCCCGUUUAAUGGGAAAAUGGGGACUUGAGGAAAAUUCAUCACCGCUCCGCUUUCAACUGAGACGCGGGGAUACUUUUUGGAUGCAGAUACUCCUCACAGUGGAAUCGUUCUACAUUUCAGUAAAUGGUUAUCAUUUUGCCGAAUACGCUCAUCGCAUGCCGUAUAGAUGGCUAGGUGCAAUCGACUUACGCGGUGACAUUGAUGAAAUUGUCAUUGAUAAAUAUUAUGUGACAGAGUAUCCGAUUCGGCUAUCUCAAUCAGUGGCUCGAGUUCUACCGUUUGUCUACGACUCUAGUUUAUUGAAAUGGGUCAAUGAGGAAGCCACUAGAAUGCUACAUAGCUGGGCCUCCCUGGACAAUUUAUCCAAACUGCAGAGAGCUGCAAGGCAAGUAAAUACAAACCUAGCACUUCCAUUUUACGGCCGCGUGCCAAACCACGAAAAACUCAUAGAGGGACGUGCAGUUCGAAUCGAAGGCCGGGUACGCAUGAUGCCCCAAAGUUUCAGUGUGGCGUUACAGCAGGGCCAGCAAAUUUGGCCACAGCCAACCGUGUCGUUUUAUUUUAGCCCGAGUUUUUUGCGAAAAUCACGCGAUAAAGUUGGUAAGGUAAACAUCACACGGAGCGCUUAUUUAAAUGGCUCCUGGGUGAAGAGGAAAGUGUCACACCUUAACACAAGUCUAAGACCUGGAAAAGCCUUUGUCAUAUUAAUUGCAUGUCGACCUAACUACUACGAGUUGUUCGUGAACAGAAAACUCUUGCUUGGCUUUAAGCAUCAAAUGAACCCAGAGUGUGUGGAUAUUGUUAAUAUCCGUGGAGACGUGAGGCUCUGGGAUGUAGUCAUCGAGACCACCAGGCUCGGUCGGCCCCGAUCUAACCAAUCAAUCAUCCAACGAGCUAUCAGAACUUUGCGCCAAACUCACAUUGAAUAAUUCCUGAAAAUGUUAUUGAAUAUGUGGCUUUACCCUUCUUCUUGGACGGAAACGCAACCUGUCGAAAGACAUGUUGUACAAAUUUAUAUUUAUAAGAACCACGUCGUCUUUAUUGCCUCGAUCUGGGUGCCAUUUUUGCUAUUGUUGGCUGGCGCUGCUGCUGUCCAACAAACUACUACUACGAUCGGCCGACACACACCACACGACUGCCACUCACUGUGUGCGUAGAUUUAUGAUUUCAUCUUUACCAAACGUAUACAGAAUUUUCUGCAAUUAAAAUAGCUCUGCUCUGCGCCCUGGAGUAAGGAGUAAGGUCUAGUGCAAUGCGCCGCGCUCCAACUCAUAAAUGUCAAUGUGCUGUCGUUGUCAACUGAGCCUCUGCCCAUAAGCAGCACGUAGCAGCAGCAGCAGGAGCAGGAGCACGAGCAGAGGAAGCUCAGACAAGACCGCUCCGGACCUGACCGUCUGAAGGGCCUCGGAAAUUGAUUAUUAAAAACGAUAAUCGAUUAAGGACACAGUAUUGCAGUGCAGUACUGCCAGGGUCGUCACUGAGCAUGCUGUCCUCAAUUGACGUUUAUGUCUACAUGUGUUUAGCAAGACAGUUGACAUUGUUUUGGCAUGGCCAACAAAAAGCACCAGCAAAACAAUUCAAGCCGAAAACGUCAUCCCUGUAAAUAUUUCCCAGGGCUUGCCAAAGGAAGUAGUCUCUGCCAACGCUGCGAUUGCCAAGAAAAAAUAUUAUUUAUGGUUCAAGUUCGUACGUGUUACGCAUGCUUUGGUCCAUUUUGCUAAUGAAGUGGAUUACAGAUUGUCAUUGUCUACUGCGACGUUGGGUCCAGAGUUGGCUGGCAUCCUUUGGCUUAUUUUGUGGCUUUGGUGGUGGUCCAUAUGUAUAUAGUAUAUAUUAUUAUAACAUUUAUUAACAGCAACUAUUUUACAUGAAUAAAUGUAUGUAUUUUCGCAACAAGUAAUUAACAGUCA